AACUAAUGUCAUAUUCAUACAAAGCAACUCACAAGUCUCACCAUACGAUAUUUCAUUCCGUUACAUUAUUUUUAUUUCAUUAUUACAAUUACAUUCCUUUUUGUUACUUUAUCGUAAUUCUCCAAACGUCAAAUACUUGUUUUCUAUUUUUAUAGACAUUACACAUUGGUUUUCCAAAACUAUUUUUGUUUUCACACUGUAUAUUUACAUUACGCUGUCGUCCGUUCAGAAGACUCGAAAACUCAUCCAAGACAAGUUUAAACAAAACGGACGACUACAAAUUUUUUUUCUCGAGCACAAAAAUUAUUGUUAUCAACUGCUGAAAAAAUGGCAACUGGAAUUAGACGUGACAUUCAUUUGAGACAAGAUAAAGUACUCUCUGAAAACAUUUCUCGGGGAGCCAAAGAUUUGAAAAGCGGUAUAACAGCCCCAAGAAGACCCGUGUUAAAUGAUAUUAGCAGUAAUUUGCAACCAACCCAAAAUGCUAAUCAAAAGGGUAAAAUCGCCGUUCCUAAACCAUCUACUAGACUUACGGCCAAUUUAAACCGUACAACAACAACCUUGACAGCACCAAAACUUAACUCAACCAAAACUGUAGUUAAAGUCAGUUCUACUCUCAAAGAAAAUGUAUCAAGCAUUCCUAAAGCUAUUAUUAAGCCUAGGCUCACUAGCAUGGUUAGACCCUACAAAGGAACGUUGACCAGGAGUUCAUCACUUCGUAGCAAAUCGAUUAAUUCCUUAACUGAAGUUCAAAAGAAAGAACAAGAAUGGCUUGCUGCUUGUAAAGUGGAUGCUGUCGAUAAGAAUGAUGAACAUGACCCUUUCCUUGUUGGAAUUUACUCGAAAUCUAUAUUUGAAUACUUAUUGACUUUAGAAGACAAGUACAUGAUUUCGCCAGAUUAUUUAGCCAAUCACAAAUAUAUAACUCCUUCCAAUCGUAGUGUGGUAGUGGACUGGCUCGUUGAAGUGCAACAAGAAUUCCAACUUAUGCAGGAAUCGCUUUAUACUGCUGUCGGGAUUCUAGAUCGCUAUUUACAAGAUAAUGUAAAUGUUCCACGAAACAAGCUACAAUUAAUUGGAGCCACAAGUCUUCUUCUUGGAUGCAAAUAUGAAGAAAUUUACGUACCUGAAAUCAAUGACUUUGUCUACUUAUCGGACAAUGCAUUCACUAAAGAAGAAGUCAAAUCUAGUCUGGUAGACGUUUUUCGUGUUUUAAACUACUCGCUUUCCAGACCGUUUUCUUUAACCUUUUUAAGAAGGUUUAGCAAAGUCUCUGGUGCUCGAUCAUCACAACACUCUUUAGCUAAAUACUUUUUGGAAUUAUCGUUAGUUGACUACAAUCUGGUACAUGUCAAACCGUCUGAAAUGGCAGCAGCUGGUUUGUUGUUAGCAAUUGUGAUUACUAAUGAUCCUCAAUUGGAAGAUGAACCUGAAGAUGUCCAUUCACUGUUAUCAUUAUACUGGACAGAAGUAUUAAGAAAACACUCAACCUAUAAAAUUAAUGAUAUUAUUCCUACCGUUCAAGCACUUGCUAAAUUAGCUCUGAAUGCUCCUGAAUGGAAAUACAAAGCUGUCUACAAAAAAUAUCAAAGUGCGAAAAUGGGAAGAAUAACAGGAAGUUCCUUGCUAUGUUCACCGGCUAUGAGGUUUAUUGCGCAGAUGAGUUAAUUAUGUUUUUUUUUUUUUUUUAACUUAAUUGGCCUCUUAAUAAUUUUUUUAUUAUUUUUUUUUUUUAUAUAUAUUGUUUCUAUCGA
Messenger RNA from Adelges cooleyi (spruce gall adelgid), 1754 nucleotides. RefSeq names its product G2/mitotic-specific cyclin-B (gene CycB). Lineage: Eukaryota; Metazoa; Arthropoda; Insecta; Hemiptera; Adelgidae. Gene Ontology annotation, molecular function: cyclin-dependent protein serine/threonine kinase regulator activity. The record is from RefSeq and is a predicted model, not a curated record. The transcript has 8 exons. Bases 328 to 1668 code for a protein of 446 amino acids. Gene Ontology annotation, cellular component: cyclin-dependent protein kinase holoenzyme complex; cytoplasm; nucleus. Gene Ontology annotation, biological process: regulation of cyclin-dependent protein serine/threonine kinase activity; mitotic cell cycle phase transition.